This is a messenger RNA of Glycine soja, 919 nucleotides long. Its product is annotated as protein EARLY RESPONSIVE TO DEHYDRATION 15-like. Bases 273 to 590 code for a protein of 105 amino acids. The record is from RefSeq and is a predicted model, not a curated record. The transcript has 3 exons. NCBI's taxonomy places the organism in Eukaryota, Viridiplantae, Streptophyta, Magnoliopsida, Fabales, Fabaceae.
GGAAGGAAAAAAAAAAUACGCGCAGAGUUGACCCUCGACCUCAGCACCGUUUGUGUCCGAACCAAGACGCACACAGGACGGUGCGUUCACCCAACCUACCUCGGUGGGCCCCACUUUCCCCCCCGAACCGUAGCUUCGGAGUGAUCCUUUCGCCCCCCUCUAUAUAAUAGCGCCCUCGCGACUCACCUCAACGCGUGAGACUCUCGCUGGUGGAUAACGAAAUUUCUUAGACAAAAAACAAGGAUCAGAACCGUUGAAUCAAGUUGAGGAAGAUGGCACUAGUCUCUGGAGGAAGAUCAACACUGAACCCUAACGCCCCUCUUUACAUUCCUGCCGCGUUUCGCCAAGUGGAGGAUUUCUCUCCGGAAUGGUGGCAGCUGGUGACGACGCUGACAUGGUACCAUGACUACUGGCUAAGCCAGCAGCACGAUGAGGGAGCCUUCUACGGCGAGGACGACGGGUUUGAUGGCAAUGAUGUCGUUGAUUUGCUUCCUGAUUCGUUUGAUCUUGAUGCUGGCGAGGAUCUUUUUGAAGAGUUUAUAAGAUCUUCUGAAUCCCAAGAAGAAACUGGACCCAAAGUAACUGCAUGAGGCUUAGAGAUGAACCCAUUUAAAGAAUCUACCUACCAACCUAAGAGACUGGACCCAAGGCCUUAGCUUUAGGUCAGUUAGAUGAUAUGUUUGCAUCAUGUUAUCCGUAGCUUCAACUUUCUGUAACUUCUUGUAUAGGCAAAGGUUUCAAACCUUCAAUCUAUCCUUCUCUUGCUUUUGCCAAAAUGUUAUGGUGAAUAGGGAAGGAAAAAGAUGGAAAAAAAUGUGACUGUUUCAUGUACUGAUAUUGUAAAAGCUGCUAAAAGUAUUCAAAUUACAAAAUGUAAAAAAAAUGUAAAAUGACUUCUCUGUUGAGAUUUGUUUUCUUA